AUGCCAGAACGUGGGGAAAUUCAGGCUGGACAAAGGGGAGGAGCCCUUCCUGUCCAAGAAUGUGAGGCCCCAGCUCGGCCAGAAGGCCCUGCACCAGUUCAGAUGCAACAGAACCAGCCAGAACCUCACCCUAUUCCACAGGAUCAACCUUUGGCACUUCUGCCUGAGCCACCAGCAGUGUUGCCUUAUAGACCCAGAAGGAUGGAUCCCAAUCCAUUCCCUCCACCUGCAAGAGGCAGAAGAGGUGGAAGGGGUAAUAACCUUUUCGCCAACAAUGACAGGAACAGGCUGGGGGCAAACUGGAGGAAUAAUCCAAAUUUGGAAGAACAGGAAGAACACAGGGAGAAAGUUCUGCCCAGGCCAUACAAAGCGGAGCCCAGGAUUGAUCACGCCCAGCCAGAACAGGAGCGAAAUCACCACCCUGUCAAUGCUCUAAAUGACGUGGGGGCAUUACAAAUGAUGAUUAGAGAGAUUGGAGCCUGA
Messenger RNA from Prunus armeniaca (apricot), 483 nucleotides. The record is from the annotation of a GenBank genome assembly. Lineage: Eukaryota; Viridiplantae; Streptophyta; Magnoliopsida; Rosales; Rosaceae.